GAGGCCGGAGCCGCGGAGCCGCCGCAGCGCCGGGGCCGGGCCGGGACCCCCCGGGACCCCCGGGACCCUCCCGCACCCGGCACCAGCCGGGAGCCUCCCGGUACCCCGCGGACACAGCGGCACCGGCAGCGCCGCAGCCCCCGGCCAUGGCUGGCGCGUAGCCCCUCCCCCACCGGACCGGACCCUCGGACACGCGGAGCCAGAGCCGGAAGGGAGCGAUGAUUGGCUGCCAGGCGAGAGGCGCGCUGUGAUUGGCCGGUUCCUGGAGAGCGUCGCGGGAUCGGUGUAUGCGGCAGUGAGGGAGGGGCCGCCCCCGCCCAGCAGCCGCCCCCUCCCCCCCCCCACGGGGGGGCCCCGGGGGGACCCAGCCCUCCCCCGGCCCACGAGUGGCCGAUGCAUCGCGCCGUGGAGCCCCUGGGGGGCCGGGCCGGACGGGACCCCUUCGCCGUGGGGAGCCUGGGCUGCGGCGGGGGCUGGGCCGGCUGCCCCCCCGGGCCUGGCUGCCCCCCCCCAGGUGCUCCUCCAGCCUCGGGCCGGCGCCGCUGCCCCCCCACCUCGCGCCCCCCCCCCAGCGGAAAUGGGGGCCCGCCCCUCCACCCCACAAGGCCUUCUACCCCCCGGGAUCCCCACUCUGGGGGUCCCUAUGGGGCUGAGCCCCCCCAAAUCCCCACUUGGAGCCCCUCCAGGGCUGUGUCCGGGCGCUGCAGCCCUGGGAGCCCCCCGGGCCCGAGACCCACCCCCCCCGAGCUGGAGGAGCCCCCGAGCUGCCACCACGGGCGUCACCGCGGCCACCGGCACGGAGGGGACAUCGGCCACCGCCACGGGGGGGACGUCGGCCACCGCGGGGACGUCAUCGGGGGCCACCGAGGGGACGUCAUCGGUGGUCACCGAGGGGACAUCGCCGCCCGCAUCGGGCGCCUGCAGCAGGCCCAGCUCUGGAGUUUCCCCCCCGGGCCCCGUGUCCCCCCCCGGGCCCGGGCGCUGCCCCCCCUCCAGCAGGUCUGGAGCCUGCUGCACCCCGAGGAGCAGCGCCUGGUGGCCCCCCCGUUCCCGCCGCCCCCCCCGCCGCCCCCCCGCCCCUCCCCCGCCGGCCCCCCGGGCCCCCUCCCAAGUGACCUUAGGGCCAGCGGGGGCCGGGGGGCCCCCCCUGCCCCCCCCAGCCGCUCACCAGCACCCACCGCCUGCGUGCCUUGUGCCCCCCCCCGGGCACCCCCCCGGCCCCCCCGCCACCAGCACCCGCCCCCCCCGCGGCCCCCCUCCCCCACCCUUACCCCCCCCCUCCCCCACCCUCCUCCGACCCCCCCGGGGGUCCCCCCCCGCCUCUUCGAUUUCGGGGCCCCCCCCUUGGACGAUCAAUUCGAGGAACCCCCCGAAUUUGCCAAAAUCUUGCCCGACGGCCUGGCCAACAUCAUGAAGAUGCUGGACGAGUCCAUCCGGCAGGAGGAGGAUGAGGGGGGGGUCACCCCUCCCCCACCCCCACCCACGCCCCCCAACCCCCCCCCAACUCGCUACCUCACCCCCGGGCUGGGGUCCCCCCCAGCCCCCCGGGCCGUGUCCCCCGCCCCGGGCCCCCGCAGCGAGUCGGAGGCGCUGGAGGAGAUCAGCGGGGCCUGCGAGACCCUGGCCGAGCAAGCCGGCCGGCCCAGCCCCCCCUCGCCGGACACCCCCCCCCCGCCGCCCCCUCCCCACAAACAGCAGCUCGGGGGUCGCCGUCACCGCCGGCCCCCCCCUUCCCGCCACCACCACCACCACCACCACCACCACCACCACCACCACCGCGACCUCCGCCGGGGCCCCCCCGGCGCCGCCACCCCCCGCAAAGAGGAGCGGGAGCGGCAACAGCAGCAGCAGCAGCAGCAACGAGGGGUGGGGGGCGAGCGGCCAGUGCUGGCCACGCUGGACCUGCAGAGCUCCGGCGUGCAGGAGAAAGGGGGGCCCCCCCCAGCCUCGGCCGAUCUCCUCAAGCUGCGCUCGUUGGGCGAGGGGCCCCCCAAAGAGCUCAAGAUUCGCCUGAUCAAGGUGGAGAGCGGCGGUGCCGAUGCUUUUGUGGCCUCGGAAGUCGGGGAGCCGCGGGGGUUGCCCCUGGGCCAGCUGACGAUCCGGCACGCGGCGGCCGAGGUGGUGCGGGCCAGCAAGCAGGCGCGGCUGAAGGGGCCGUUCCGCGAGUCCUACCUGUGCCCCGCGCAGUCGGUGAAGCCCCAGAUCGACGCGGAGCAGCUCCCGCGGGACAAACUCAACCCCCCCACGCCCAGCAUCUACCUGGAGAGCAAACGCGACGCCUUCUCGCCCGUCCUGCUGCAGUUCUGCACCGACCCCAAGAACCCCAUCACCGUCAUCCGCGGGCUGGCGGGGUCCCUGCGCCUCAGUGAACCUGGGCUGUUCAGCACCAAGACCCUGGUGGAGGCCAGCGGCGAGCACGCGGUCGAGGUGCGCACGCAGGUGCAGCAGCCCUCGGACCAGAACUGGGACCUGUCGGGGACGCGCCAGGUGUGGCCCUGCGAGAGCAGCCGCUCGCACACCACCAUCGCCAAGUACGCCCAGUACCAGGCGUCCUCCUUCCAGGAGUCCCUGCAGGAGGACAAGGACAGCGAGGAUGAGGAGGCCGAGGAGCCCGACAGCACCACCGAGACCCCGCCCAGCCCCCCCGACCAGAAAUCCCACCAGAUCAUCAAGUUCGGGACCAACAUCGACCUCUCGGACGCCAAGAGGUGGAAGCCGCAGCUGCAGGAGCUGCUGAAGCUGCCGGCGUUCAUGCGCGUGUCCUCCACCGGGAACAUGCUGAGCCACGUGGGCCACACCAUCCUGGGCAUGAACACCGUGCAGCUCUACAUGAAAGUGCCCGGCAGCCGCACCCCCGGCCACCAGGAGAACAACAACUUCUGCUCGGUGAACAUCAACAUCGGCCCCGGCGACUGCGAGUGGUUCGCGGUGCACGAGCACUACUGGGAGACCAUCUCCGCCUUCUGCGACAGGCACGGCGUGGACUACCUGACGGGCUCGUGGUGGCCCAUCCUGGAGGACCUGUACCGCUCCAACAUCCCGGUGUACCGCUUCGUGCAGCGCCCCGGCGACCUGGUGUGGAUCAACGCCGGCACCGUGCACUGGGUGCAGGCCACGGGCUGGUGCAACAACAUCGCCUGGAACGUGGGGCCGCUCACUGCGUACCAGUACCAGCUGGCCCUGGAGCGCUACGAGUGGAACGAGGUGAAGAACGUCAAAUCCAUCGUGCCCAUGAUCCACGUGUCCUGGAACGUGGCCAGGACCGUCAAGAUCAGCGACCCCGACCUCUACAAGAUGAUCAAGUACUGCCUGCUGCAGUCCAUCAAGCACUGCCAGGUGCAGCGCGAGAGCCUCGUGCGCGCGGGGAAGAAAAUCGCCUACCAGGGCCGCGUCAAGGACGAGCCGGCCUACUACUGCAACGAGUGCGACGUGGAGGUGUUCAACAUCCUGUUCGUGACGAGCGAGACGGGCGGGCGCAACACGUACCUGGUGCACUGCGAGGGCUGCGCGCGGCGCCGCGGGGGCGGCCUGGGCGGCGUCAUCGUCCUCGAGCAGUACAAGACCGAGGAGCUGAUGCAGAUCUACGAUGGCUUCACCCUGGUGACGCCGCCGACCCCCAGAUGAGCCCCCGGCGGGGGAGGGGAACACAGGGGGGGGACCGGGGGGGCCCCCCCACCCCACCCCUCCCCCCAUGAACACUUUUUAUUUAUUCACGGAGAAAUCGCCCCAAAAAUCGUCUGGACGGACAGGCCGCCCCUCCCCCGCCGCGGGGGGUGGGGGAGGAAGGGGUUUUUUGGGUGGAAAAACUCCGCUUUUAUACAAAAAUACCGAUUUAUAGGAAUUUACAAAGCCCCUCCCCCCCGCGGUGGGGGGUGGGGGGGGUCUUUCUGCUCCCCCUCCCCCACCCCCACCCCAAAAUUUUUGGGGGCCCGUGUAACUCAGUGGGGGGAGGGGAGGCUCCCCUCGAGCCCCUCCCCCCUCAUUUUGGGGGAGUCUGUGCCCCUCCCCCAACACAAAGGGGGUGCCCUAGGGGGGUCCCCGCCUCUCCCCCAGCAUUAGAAGGGGGUGGGGGAUGGGGGGAGGGGCACUUUUUUUGGGGGGGGUCCGACCCCUUGCCAAGAUUCAACCAAAAACUCGCCCCCCACCCCCAAAACCAGCCGCCCCUCCCCCCCUAUACGGGUCCG
This is a messenger RNA of Corvus hawaiiensis (hawaiian crow), 4184 nucleotides long. RefSeq names its product lysine demethylase 6B (gene KDM6B). Gene Ontology annotation, molecular function: chromatin DNA binding; RNA polymerase II cis-regulatory region sequence-specific DNA binding; histone H3K27me2/H3K27me3 demethylase activity. The record is from RefSeq and is a predicted model, not a curated record. Lineage: Eukaryota; Metazoa; Chordata; Aves; Passeriformes; Corvidae. Gene Ontology annotation, biological process: heart development; regulation of gene expression. Gene Ontology annotation, cellular component: MLL3/4 complex.